Molecule: messenger RNA, 2040 nt
Organism: Carya illinoinensis
Lineage: Eukaryota; Viridiplantae; Streptophyta; Magnoliopsida; Fagales; Juglandaceae
Product: putative disease resistance RPP13-like protein 1
Exons: 2
Coding region: 1-2040 (679 amino acids)
Molecular function (GO): ADP binding
Source: RefSeq, a predicted model, not a curated record
AUGUUUGGAGCAAGAAACCCAAGCAUCGGGAGUUCCUAUCUAGGCCAACUCUUGAACUAUGGGACUCGAGGAAGUAUGAUCCUUGUCACCACAAGGAAUGAUAGUGUUGCAUUGGCCAUGCACGCCAUUGCAACUCAUCAUCUAGACCUAUUACCAGAGAAUGAUUGUUGGUCCCUUUUUGAAAAACAUGCAUUUCGUCGUGGUAGCUCCAAUGCAAAUCCAAAGAUAAAAGAAAUAGGUACGCAAAUUGUGGAAAAGUGCAAAGGUAUACCUUUAGCAAUUAAGGCCAUUGGCGAUCUCUUGGGGUCUAAAUCAGAUCAUGCCGAGAGAUAUUGGACAACCAUAUUGAAGAGCAACUUAUGGGAUGUUCCCAUGGAGAAGACGAACAUUAUUCCGGCUUUGUGGUUGCCUGAUUCCAUAUGUAUGUUGUGCAACUUGCAAACGUUGAAAUUAUCAGAGUGUACUAUGUUGGGUAAAUGGCCAAGAGAUAUGUGGAAACUCAUUAAUUUACGUCAUCUUGAAUUUGAAAAAACUCAAGGAUUAGAGGAGAUGCCGAUACAAAUUGGUAGAUUAAAAUGUCUCCAGACGUUGACAAAAUUCGUCGUCAACAAACAUGACAGUGGGUCUAGCAUUGAAGAAUUGGGAAAACUAAUAAAUCUUCGGGGAAAGCUUUUGAUUCAAGAGCUCCAAAAUGUUAGAACAGCCAAGGAUGCAAGCUUGAAGACGAAGGGUUACCUUGAGAAGUUGGUGUUAGAAUGGAAUCGUCCAAAAGAAGUACUUGGUAUUUCGGAAAGUCAAAGAGAUGUACUUGAAGAUCUACAGCCCCAUGAAAACUUGAAAUGUCUCACCCUCAAAUGCUACGGCGGGAACGGUUUUCCAAAUUGGAUAGGGCAAGGGCUUCCUUCAUUGUCUGAGUUGGAAUUAAUUGAUUAUUGUAGUGCCUUGCCACCCCUUGGGCAACUACAUUUUCUUAAUAAACUCUACAUUGAUGGGUUGGAUGAAGUUGUUACUGUGGGUCCAGAGUUUUAUGAAAAUAGUAGUAAUUCUUCAAUGAAGCCAUUUGGAAGUUUGAAAGUUAUGAGGUUGGAGAAUUUGUCGAAUUGGGAAAACUGGCUUCACUCGAGUGGCGAAAAUGAAGUUGAAACAUUUUCUCAACUUGAAGAGUUGUAUAUUAAGAAUUACCCCAAAUUGAGAGCAAAGUUGCCCGUACAUCCUUCUUCAUUGGCCAAACUUCAUAUCAUCGACUGUAAGUUAGAGCUCCCCAUCAUGCGCCGACAAUAUUCAUCCCUUGAAGCAUUGCACUUGACAAAUUGUUAUGAUUCCCUUACAUCCAUUUCAUUACACCUAUUUCCAAAUCUGAAGAGUAUUCAAAUCGAGAAGCGCAACAAUUUGAAAUCUUUAGAACAACAUGGAGGUGAUUUAGUGAUAUCACAAUUAGGAAUCCAUAAAUGUCCUAAGUUUGUAUCUUUUCCAGAAGGAGGAUUGCGUGCCCCUAACCUUGCAAACUUUAUCGUCAACGAUUGUAAGAGCUUGAGGUCAAUGCCAAAUAAGAUGCAUAUAUUCCUUCCGUCUCUUUGUUAUUUGGAGUUAAGAAGUUGUCCAGAAGUUGAGUCGUUUCCAGAAGGGGGACUGCCUUCCAAUUUGAAGCAAAUUGUGAUCGUCAGGUGUAAGAAACUCAUUGCAAACUGGAAGGGAUGGGAUUUGCAAAUACUCCCCUCUCUUGAAUGGUUGACAAUCACCAGUGACAAAUUAGAAGAUCAUGUGGAGUCCUUUAUUGGGGGGUUGUUGCUGCCCACCACUCUGACCAAUCUUCUGAUCUGUUCAUUUGGAAAUUUGAAAUCUUUGGAUAAGGAGGGGUUUCAACACCUCACUUCCCUUGUAGAAUUGGUGAUCAUCGACUGUCCAAAACUCAGGUACUUGCUAGAAAAGGGGUUCGCUAUCUCCCUUCAUCUUUUAUGGAUGUUAUUCAUAUGUCCUGUAUUGAAUAAAGAGUUGGAAAGGAAAAAAGGAGAAGAAUGGCUGAAUGAUUCAAGGAGUUAA